CACGGAUGCUGCAGAAGAGCAGGUCCAUCCAUUAUGCUGUUAUUGUUUUAACAUAGCAGCAAUGAAGCCCAGAUUGUUUAUUCUUAAACACAUGCAAAUCUGACUGCUAAUUCCAUCAUGGCGCUGUUUGUGACGAUAUUUCCAUACCGCUAAACGAUGGCGUCAUUGGAUUCUGCCGCGUCAUCAGAGGGCCGGCCGGCGCUGCGUCUGGUUCUGCUGGGGCGGACGGGCUCGGGCCGCAGCGCCAGCGCCAACACCAUCCUGGGGCGCUCCGCCUUCCCUUCCUCCGCCUCCCCCCGCUCCCUCACCCACCACUGCCAGACGCACAGCGGCACCGCGAUGGGUCGGAACCUGGACGUGACGGACACGCCGGGCCUCUUCCACACGGGCCUCUCCCCGCAGGAGGUGACAGAGGAGCUGCUCCGCGGCCUCCUGGUGCUGGCCGCCCCGGGACCCCACGCCCUCCUGGUGACCCUGCGGCCGGGCCGCUACACCCAGGAGGAGCGGCGGGCCCUGGGGUGGCUGAGGGCCGUGCUGGGGCCCCGGGCGCCCGAGUUCACCCUGCUCCUCCUCACCUGGGGGGAGGAGGGGCUGCAGGGCCGCGGGCCCGGGGACUUCCUGGAGGAGAGCGAGGAGCUGAGGGAGUUUGCGCGGAGCUGCCGCGGCGGAUGGCACCUGCUGGAGAACAGGGGAGGAGAGGCCGGCCGGCGGGAGCAGCGGGGGCAGGUGCAGACGCUCCUGGAGAAGGUGGAGAGGAUGGUGGAGGAGAACGGGGGGGGUUUCUAUAGCAACGAGAUGCUCCGUGACGCAGGGGGCUCCGUCCGGGAGGUGCAGGAGGAGAGGAUUCCGGGAGGUGAAAGAAGCUGGGAGGACCUAGGAGAGGAGGAGGCGAAGAGAGGGGGACGAGGAGAGGAGGAGGCGAGGAGAGGAGGGAGAGAGGAAAGGAGGGGAGAGGAGAGGAGAUGGAGUAGCGUGGAUGAUAGAGGGAGAAGAGAGGAGGAGGAGAGGAAGAGGGAGGAGGAGGCAGCCAGGCGGAAAGAGGAGAGGGAGUUCUGGUCCGAGCUAUUGACGGCGGUGGGGAGGGGGGCAGCGGAAGGGGCGGGGUUAUUAGAGAAGGGGGAGGGGCAAGCGGGGAAGAUGCCUGGGAUAGGAAAGGCCCUGAAGAAGGUCAGUACCAUGGCAACCUCGCCGCUGUCAGUCACCUCGGCGGCCAGAGCGGUGGGUGGGGCUGUGAGAGAGGGGGGGAGGGUCUUAUUCAAACACCGCAAGGCACUCCGGCCCUGAUGCCCUGCGUGUGUGCUCGUGUGUUAUACGGAUGUGCGCAGAAGGGAUUAACCCUCAUACAUACUCAUGGACAAACUCAUUCUGCAUAUUACAACAAGACACUUCCAAAAUAUAUAAUCUUGUGACAUCACAGUGGUCAAAUGGUCCAACCGUUUGUUUGUUUGAGCCCAGUGGCCCGCCAUGACCCCGUUUGUGCAUCCCUGGCAGAAGCGACCAACAUGUUGUUCCUCUUGUGAACUAUAGAUGGCUCAAGGUGGAUGUGGUCAGCAUUCUAACUUAAUGGGAAGUGGACAAUGAGUAGCUAAUACAUUUACUCUAUUUUCUGUUUCUAUCUCAGUGGCUAGUUCCUCUGCAUAUAAUGUAUUUUGAGACGUCCGGUUUUAUUUAUUCAAGAAAUUAUUCUAAUUAGUUUUGGACAUAUGCUUACUAUGCAGGCCAUUCAAUUCCUGCCGUCAAUGUGCCAAAUAAUGAUGGUUUAAGCUGCUCGAUGCAAAAGAGCUCACAUAAUGGUGGUGCAAGUCAAGUUAAAUCUAUUGUUACAUGUACAACACAUCUGGUUUCCUCAGAUGAUUUCCUCAAAGACAAAACCAUUUUCACCAGCUUGUUAACGAUUCUUGGACGGAACUAAACCAUGGUGGGUGUCCUUGUUUGUGUGCCUGGUUUGUGUGUGACAUCCUGGUGUGUCACUCCAACAACUCAACCACACCUUGUUAACACAGCAUCCAUCUUGAAGAACACAAGUUCAUUCAUUUAGUUCAGGGUGAAUAUCACACACACACACACACACACACACACACACACACACACACACACACACACACACACACACACACACACACACACACACACACACACACACACACACACACACACA
Molecule: messenger RNA, 2158 nt
Organism: Gadus morhua (Atlantic cod)
Lineage: Eukaryota; Metazoa; Chordata; Actinopteri; Gadiformes; Gadidae
Product: GTPase IMAP family member 7
Exons: 2
Coding region: 157-1284 (375 amino acids)
Molecular function (GO): GTP binding
Source: RefSeq, a predicted model, not a curated record